This is a messenger RNA of Chara braunii, 1825 nucleotides long. Lineage: Eukaryota; Viridiplantae; Streptophyta; Charophyceae; Charales; Characeae. The record is from the annotation of a GenBank genome assembly.
CAGUCCAUCCAGCCUGAGUCUAGAGCCUGUAUGGGCAAUAUCAAAGUCUGCAAUGAUGUUUCCCUCCGAAAGGGAGGAGGUACCGGUUGCUUGGGAGGCCGAGCGGCCUGGAAGUCACCGCCCAGGAGUUGCGGAUGCUUUGUCUUGCCACCCAGAGUACAUGACUUGCCUUGUGGGUUCCUAUGAUCUCCGUAAAAAUUUCAAGGAGGAACUCAUUGAGCAUACUGCCAAGGAUCCGGAACUCAGCCCCAUCCUUGAGCAGAUUCGGGCUGACCCUAGCAGUCAGCCUGAUUUCCAUGAAUGUAAGGGCCUUCUCUUCCGACGUUACGGGAAGCAUGACCGAUUGUGUGUGCCCAACCAUGAGCCGAUCAUGACUCAUUUCUUGGAUUUGGCUCAUGGUCGGAGUGGACACUUCGGUGUUGAGAAGACGUACGGGAAUCUGUUGGAAAAGUUUGUGUGGCCUGGAAUGAAAAGAAUGGCACAAAGGUUUGUGGCGGCUGAGUGUGAAGUUUGUCAACGUACCAAACCGUCUCGACAGAAGCCCUAUGGGCUGCUGCACCCUCUUCCUAUCCCUGAUGGUCCGGGUGAGUCUGUUUCCAUUGACUUCACGGACAUGGGGAAGAAGUGCAGAAACGGCUAUUCACAAGUAACGGUGAUCGUCGAUCGUUUUUCCAAAUUUUUGAAUUUGAUCCCAUUACCGCCUCACACCCCAACUGACCUUGUGAUCGAAGAAUUUAACAAAAGGUACAUUCUGCAGUGCGGUCCCCCGAAGACUCUUGUGAGUGAUCGGGAUACCAGGUUCAUAACUGCAGAUUGGAAAGACUUCACCUCCCAGACCUAUGACAUGAAACUCAAGAUGACGUCUGGCCGACACCCCAAAGCCAAUGGACUGGCCGAGGAGAUCAACCAGACCGUAAUCCAACUUCUCAGGGCUCUUAUCGUGCCUGACCAGAACUCUUGGGAUGAGGAGUUGCCGAUUGUGCAGGGGUUGUACAACAACUCCAUCCACUCUUCCACCGGGAUGACGCCUAACCGACUGCAUCUUGGAUGGAAAAUCCGAAAUCCUCUAUCUUAUCUGUUCCUGGAACAGCCACCUGGCCUAACACCUGGCCAGCCAGGCUACAGCGCUAAGUACGAUCGUUUGCUCAAAGUUGUUGUCGCAGCUAUGGAAAGGCGACGCAGUGCCAUGAUUAAGCAUGCAAACAAAAAGCGCCAGCCUGAUCCUUUCACAGUGCGAAGUUAUGUCUGGGUCAAGAUGUCUGAGUUUUCUGAAGAAGAAGGCGUAUCACGGAAGCUUCUUCCUCAGUACUACGGUCCCUGGAAGGUGCUGAAUCGAGUAGGUAAUGAUUCCUUCGGUCCUUCUUACACGAUUGAUGUGCCUGCUCAUCUGCGCACAUACCCAGUCUUUCACGCAUCAAAGCUAUUUCCAUAUGAGCCACCUGAGACGUUCAAGUACCGAGAAUCGAUGAUUCCCCGCGCAAUCAAUGGUGGUCACGAGGUUGAUAGAAUCGUCGAGCACAGUGGAAAAGGGAGAAACAGACAGUAUAAAGUGCAUUUUCUGUACAACCCACUGAAUGACUUCUACUGGAUUGCUAAGAAAGACCUACUGCAGAGUGCACCUCGCGUCGUUAACGCCUAUGAACGAUUGAUCAGUUCUAAACAGCAACCAAAAUUCACUGCUACCUUGACUCCUACGGAACACAACCGAUCUCUCUUUGCUAUCUACGACUAUGAUGCAUUAUGCAAGGACUCUGAUUGAGUUACUCGCUCGAAGGGACCUCGCUCUUGAGGGGGGGGGUAGUGUAAUGACCCGUCAAAACACAGA